Messenger RNA from Radiomyces spectabilis, 1125 nucleotides. RefSeq lists its product as uncharacterized. The transcript is spliced from 9 exons. Lineage: Eukaryota; Fungi; Mucoromycota; Mucoromycetes; Mucorales; Radiomycetaceae. Gene Ontology annotation, cellular component: COP9 signalosome. Bases 1 to 1125 code for a protein of 374 amino acids. The record is from RefSeq and is a predicted model, not a curated record. Gene Ontology annotation, biological process: ubiquitin-dependent protein catabolic process.
AUGCAAACGUGCGAGAAUCCGACGGUCACGUCACAACCCAUUGACGAAGUGCUGGCCCUGAUUGUGUCUGUGAACGACACGACGCAAUGGUUACUGAUCGCUCACAAACUCAACAAGUUAUCCGAAGCGCAACUACGUUCUUACACUUCCGACAACCUCGAUCCUUUGACGAUUCUCGAUCCAGCUGUUCACAGUCUCGGCUACUUGUACUUUAUUACUGCGCGAUGUCUGAUUGCCGACGCGGACAAUGCCGGCCAGCUUUUACAGAUGCUCUGUCACUUUAUUGAUGUUGUCGAUAUCCAGCAGCUCCGUCUCGCUCCGGCAAGAGUUGCCAUGGUCGCCACCGCUUUAGAACAUUUGGCUACUUCACUUGAAAAGCCCAUGGUGCCGGUGCUUCCUUUAAUGACCGCGAUUGAAAAAAUGGCGUCUUCACCUCACGUACUUACUUCACUUCAUGCACCUCUCGCCAAGUGCUGCUUGUUAGCCAAGGCUUACAAGUAUCCUCUUCGUAUAUUAGAUCAAGACAUCGAGACCGUGGAUCCUGUGACAUACGCUACAUCAAUUGUAAGCUUCCUGGAGUACCAUUAUUACGGGGCGAUGAUUUACAUUGGCAACAAGAAUUUCGACCGAGCAUUGGAUUUCUUAAUCUUGGUGAUUUCGGCGCCUACACAAAACGCUGUAAGCGCAAUCCAGCUUGAAGCGUUCAAAAAAUAUAGCCUUGUCUCUCUUAUUCACGACGGACAGUGGCGGACCUUGCCUAAAUACACCUCUGUCAUGGUGACCAAAUCGGCCAAAAUUCGGUGCCUUCCGUAUUACGAGAUUAGCAAAGCGUUUGACAAUACCGAUAUACGGCAAUUUGAAACCUUGUUUGACAAGCAUCGAGCCGUGUUUGAAUCAGAUAAUCAUAUCGGACUGAUGAAGCAAUGUCAUGAGGCAUUAUAUCGAAAGCGCAUCAAAGAAUUGACCAAUGUCUACAUGACGGUCGGUAUCCCCGAUAUUGCCAAAAAAUUAGAUACCAUGGAACCCGUCAGUGAUGAAAAAGUCGAACGUAUUCUUGUCGACAUGGUAAGGGAUCGCCUAAUUUGUACCUUGUCAAAAAUACUUAAAAAAGAGGGGAAAUGGUAG